AUUUGAUGCUUUGGUUUAUUCCAUAUGCAGGAGGGCCGAGCAAAUUCUGGAUCAAUCUUUUGUUAUUGUCGCCCUGGAUUUGGUGACUCAGAACAUAACUCUUCUCACCCAGACUCCCAUUGUUGAUAUUCGUUCCUGAAUACCCCUCACAGGCUUUAUCAAUUUCCAAGUCGCGCUUGUGUCUUGCGACAUAUAAGAAGCGUAGGCAAGAUUUGAAAAUACUGAACAACAUAACAACAUUCAAACCUUAAAAUGCCUGCAUUUGAUAGUGUUACUGCACUUCCGCAGUCCACAGAUGUGACGACUACAGAGCAGGCCUCUAUCCAAUUCCCACCUGUCACUAGGGAUCACAUUCUGAAUUGCUCUUAUGAUGCCUGGUUCCCCAAGUACCGCACCUCAUGUCUCAAGUCUCGCAUCAUCAAGCUCUCGCCAGAGUUUGUCGACUAUCUCCGAGAAGACGGCAUAACUCUGGCGGAUGAAGCUGAGGACGGCGAGGAUGACUGGGAACCUUCGAUCCCUACAGGCGUCUUCAAGGCGCCCCAGCCAGAGCCAGGACAGGACCAGGGAGAAGCAGACACGGAUUCUGACGACGACGAGAGGGAUCAACAAACCCCUGCAAAGCUUCCUCCAAAUCGCAGAUUCCCGGGGCUGCACCAGAAAAUCAAGGACGAGAUUAAACAGCUCGGUGGGGAGGUAGUCCCCAAGCUGAACUGGUCGUCGCCCAAAGACGCCACCUGGAUCAUGUUGGACAAGAACACGAUGCGCUGCACGACUCCAGACGACGUGUACCUGUUGCUAAAGAGCUCGAGUUUCAUCAGCCAUGACCUCGAGCACGCCUUUGACGGCUGCGCGACAGCAUUACAGCAGCAACCUAGCCAGGGUAGCGAUGCAGCAUCAAGCACCUCCACACUAGGCUUCCAGCCCGUGUUAGUCCUGCGCCCAUAUUUCAAGCCGCAGCCCUCGCUCGAGUUCCGCUGCUUCGUCAAGCAGAGGAACCUGGUGGCCAUCUCCCAGCGCGACCUCAAGAACUACGACUUCCUCGACGGUCUGCGGCCCGCCAUCAUUGCCCGUGUGAGGGAGCUCUUCAACAAGAUCCUCCGCUUCACCUUCCCGGACGGCUCUUUUGUAUUUGACGUGUAUAUCCCCGAGGGUGACGAUGACGACGACGAUGAGACCGACUGCAGGCUGUCCAGGGCGAGGCUGAUCGACAUCAACCCCUGGGCCCCGAGGACCGACUCGUUGCUGUUUGAUUGGGAGGAGCUCUUGGAUCUGCGGGUGCCGAGACCGGUUCUGGGGACGAGUGGUGAAGUUGGUGUUGGCGCGCCGGGCUUGGAGGCUCCGAGCGAGACGGACGAGACUACGGAUGAUGACGAGGAUGAGGACGACUUUGAGCCGGAGUUGCGGCUCGUUAGCAAGGACGACCCGAUCGAGUCAAACUUCCUCUCAUCGCAGUACUCUGCUCACAAGCUACCCAAGGAGGUGGUGGAUGCUAGUGCUGCAGGCGAGGGUGGUAUGAGGGAGUUUGCACAGCAAUGGAAUCAAAUGAUGGGGGCAAGGAAUUGAGGCAGUUGGUCUAGCUUGUUACGUCUCAAUAAAAACAACCCUCAUUCAGUCUUUGCAUUUACCCAGGGUCAGUGAUUUCAAAAAGACAAUUUUUUGGUGGAGUCUCGUCUAUCAUAUGCUUUCGCCCACCGUACGGUCUGGUCUUCGGGACCUUCUCCCAUUAUCAUCCUUCCGGCUUUCAGGGGCCAAUGAUAGCUUAGUCGUUCUAUAAUCUGCCCUGAUAGCACCCACCGUUUCGUACUCC
Pyricularia oryzae 70-15 is the source of this 1807-nucleotide messenger RNA. Its product is annotated as cell division cycle protein 123. Lineage: Eukaryota; Fungi; Ascomycota; Sordariomycetes; Magnaporthales; Pyriculariaceae. The transcript has a single exon. The record is from RefSeq and is a predicted model, not a curated record. The coding region runs from base 253 to 1563 and encodes 436 amino acids. Gene Ontology annotation, cellular component: cytoplasm.